AAGAAGAAUCAUCUAACCGGCAUGCAUUGUGUUUCUAUCGCGGGUGGCUGAUUGCACGUUGAAUUGGGUCGACAACGAGCUGGAUAAUUGAAGUUAUCUUUGAAUUUCAGGGCUAUUGGCAAACCCUUUGUUGAUUUAGCAGGUUAGAAUAUGGCCACGGCGGAGGUACGACUUAACCAUACCAUCUACAUCAACAACUUGAAUGAGAAAAUAAAGAAAGAUGAGUUGAAAAAGUCGCUGUACGCCAUCUUCUCACAGUUCGGGCAGAUUUUGGACAUCCUGGUCGCGCGAAACCUAAAGAUGAAGGGGCAGGCCUUUGUUAUCUUCAAAGAGGUCAACAGCGCGUCCAACGCUCUGAGGUCCAUGCAGGGAUUCCCUUUCUACGACAAACCCAUGCGUAUCCAGUAUGCCAAGCAGGACUCAGACAUCAUCGCUAAAAUGAAGGGGACUUAUGUGGAGCGUGACCGUAAAAAAGAGAAGAAGAAGCCCAAAGGACCCGAGGCAGCGGGGGCUAAGAAGGGGGUACCUGGAGCUGCUGCACCAAUGGUUGCUGGGGUACUUGCUGGCAUGCCUGGAAUGCCUCCCAUGAACCAGGCUCCACGCAUGAUGCACAUGCCAGGCCAGCCUCCUUACAUGCCCCCUCCUGGCAUGAUACCCCCUCCGGGAAUGGCAUCUGGUCAGUUGCCUCCUGGUGCCAUACCUCCUGGUCAUAUGAUUCCUGGACAAAUGCCUCAGCAGGUUGCAGAAAAUCCUCCCAAUCACAUCCUCUUCCUCACCAACCUGCCAGAGGAGACAAAUGAGCUCAUGCUGUCCAUGCUCUUCAACCAGUUCCCUGGGUUCAAGGAGGUGCGCCUGGUCCCUGGUCGCCACGACAUCGCCUUCGUGGAGUUUGAGAAUGAAGUUCAGUCCGGCGCUGCACGAGAUGCGCUACAGGGCUUUAAGAUCACACAAACGAACGCCAUGAAGAUCUCAUUCGCUAAGAAAUAACUCUUCGCUCUGGACUGGCCCUUUUUUAAAAAAAAAAA
Monopterus albus (swamp eel) is the source of this 1025-nucleotide messenger RNA. RefSeq names its product small nuclear ribonucleoprotein polypeptide A (gene snrpa). The record is from RefSeq and is a predicted model, not a curated record. Lineage: Eukaryota; Metazoa; Chordata; Actinopteri; Synbranchiformes; Synbranchidae. Gene Ontology annotation, molecular function: RNA binding. Bases 151 to 987 code for a protein of 278 amino acids. The transcript has 7 exons.